UUCACGAGUGCGACAAGCGACAUGCCAUCAAAGGCUCAAAGCUGCAGCGAUGGAGUCCCUCAUAAAUCCCCAACCCCUAGCUUUCCGUUCUUUCCUCCUCCACGCGAAUCCGCAUCUCCACACUCCAAUCAGCGCUCCUCCGUCCCCGUUCUUUCCUCCUCCCUUCAGCCAUCGCAGUCGCAGCGCAGGUUCUUGGCUGGUUGCUGGUGUCGACAGCGAAGUCCGCAACUCCAAUCCUGCCUGCGCUCCUCCCUUCCUCCGUCCUCACUAAGCACCCGCGCACGCCGCCUGCCUGUCGAUUGAGAUCUCUUUCACGCCCCUUUCUGCCAUCGCACAACUGAGCCGCAGCUAGUAACAUCCAUUUUGCUGGUCAAUAAGUCGUGGGAGGAAGAAGAUGGAUUAUUUGAAGGUGCAGGUGGUAGAGUCAUCAUUUGUAGUGCCGAGCGAGCCGACGCCAACGAAGGCGCUCUGGCUCUCUUGCUUGGACAUGGUUCAGUCCAACAAAGCCCACACCCCAACGAUCCACUUGUACAGCUCCAACGAUGCUGCGGCGGCUGAUUUUUUCGACCUGGGCAGACUCAAGAAGGCUACGGCCAAAGCCUUGGUGGCCUUCUACCCCCUCGCCGGCCGCCUCGUCGACAGCGACGAUGGUAGGAAGGAGAUCAGCUGCAACGGCGAAGGUGCACUCUUUGUUGUCGCUCGCGCGGAUGGUGAUCUCACUAUCGAUGAAGUCAAGAAAUUCAAGCCAUCGCCAGAGUUGAGGAGGCUGUUUAUUCCACUCAUCGAGCCAUCGUCCAUCAUAAUGGCCAUACAGGUGACUUUCUUGAAGUGUGGAGGUGUGGUGUUAGGAACAGCUAUCCACCACGCCGCCACAGACGUUUCAAGCGCGUUCCACUUUUUUCAGACAUGGUCGGCGUUCUGCAAGCAUGGUGACAGUGCUGCCGUGGAGCUCCCGUGCCACGACCGCACCCUACUCCGCGCACGGUCCCCGCCCACAGUCCACCCCGACGCGCUCUCGACAUUGCAGCCUCGGCUCGUCCUCACUGAACCCGAGGGGCCUCUUGCCAUCGAAAUCUUCACCAUUUCCAGGGACCAUGUCGCCUCCCUGAAGCAGCUCUGCGGUGGCACGAGCACCUUUUGCGCCGUCAGCGCUCUCAUCUGGCAGUGCGCGUGCGUUGCACGACGGAUCCCACCGGACUCUCAGGUGCGCGUGAUGUUCCCGGCCGACGUCCGCCGCCGGAUGAGGCCGCCCCUCCCGACCCACUACUUCGGCAACGCAGUGAUCAGGCUAUACGCCGCUGGCCCGGCAGGGGACAUUGGCACGGCGGCGUUGGCAUCCGUCGCUGCCCGCAUCAAGGGCGCCGUCGAGCGGAUGGAUGACGAGCUGGUGCGGUCCGCGAUUGACUACUACGAGAUGGCCGAGACGAACAAGAGACGGACUGGGACAGGCAUCUUACCACGGACGGACCUGAAUAUUACCAGCUGGUUGGGUAGGCCACAGCACGACGCAGAUUUUGGCUGGGGAAAGCCGCAAUCCAUGUCGCGGGCGGAGUCUGUCCGCGGCGGCUCUAUGCACUUGAUGAACGACGACGGUGGUACCGGCGACGUCCGCGUGCUCGUGUGCUUGGAGGCUGAAAAUAUAAAGGAGCUAGGACGGCUGCUUUAUGCAAAGCUCUAGCAAGCUGCUAGUGCUAUGCUCUAAAAAUAAUAAUAUUAAUAAUAAGGUUUGUUACUAUGCUUAAGGGGAACCAUACUUUUUCCCUCGCGAUUUAUUAUUAUUAUGGCAGUUUCAAUAAUGAAAACCAUUUGUAAUUCCUGUGACAAUUAAUUUAUGCGUCCACGCUAGAAAUAAAAACUUGUUUGUAAUACUACAGUUUUUUUUUGUUAUGGCAGUUUCAAUAAUGAAAUCCGUAUGUAAUUCCUGUGACUA
Zea mays is the source of this 1930-nucleotide messenger RNA. RefSeq names its product Spermidine hydroxycinnamoyl transferase. The record is from RefSeq and is a predicted model, not a curated record. The transcript is spliced from 3 exons. Gene Ontology annotation, molecular function: acyltransferase activity, transferring groups other than amino-acyl groups. Lineage: Eukaryota; Viridiplantae; Streptophyta; Magnoliopsida; Poales; Poaceae. The coding region runs from base 395 to 1678 and encodes 427 amino acids.